Molecule: messenger RNA, 1817 nt
Organism: Clarias gariepinus (North African catfish)
Lineage: Eukaryota; Metazoa; Chordata; Actinopteri; Siluriformes; Clariidae
Gene: r3hcc1
Product: R3H domain and coiled-coil containing 1
Exons: 9
Coding region: 142-1287 (381 amino acids)
Molecular function (GO): nucleic acid binding
Source: RefSeq, a predicted model, not a curated record
CUUGAGCCAUCGUUAUUUUGAGCGGUCGUUUAAAUCAGCGUUGAAGCGUAUGGCGUGCUGUUUUUAAUCUAUUAUACCAGAUUUAUUUUUUUAUCUCGCUCGUUCUUUUACUUCUCAUCCUAGGAGCUCCUCUACUUUGGCAUGCUGGCACGUUCCUGCCUCGAUGGCUCCUACCUGCCCAAGCAAGAGAGCGAAUUUGUUCAUAAAGUCCUUGGGGACCUGGAUGACUUCCAGCAGAGAGAUGAUCAGAAAAGCGUGCUCCUCUUCCCACCAAUGCCGAGUCGACUGCGGUUUCUGAUCCACAAGACGGCGGAGAAGUUUCCAGAACUGAGCACUUUCUCUGUGGGCGAGGCAUGGGACCGCAGAGUGGCCGUCUGCUACUCCGCGCUCAGGUUGCCGGUGGAAGAGCACAGCAGUGAUACAGACGCCAGUGGGUACGAACAGCCGUCGGUGAGCAAAAGAGGGACGGUGGGAAAAACACGAUCGUCUUUCAGCAGAGGACGCCGACGACCGGACAAAGCCAUUUAUGUCCCCCGCGCUCUGAGACAGCCCGAAUAUGAUACGAUUCUCGGCUCGUCCAGCUGCUCUCCCAGCCUCAGCGUCUCUGAGGAGUCUAGUUCUGACACCACAGACCCUCCACCGGCCAAUCACGAGCCUGGAACCGACAGCGCAGACGAAUCGGUGGGCGAGCCGGACGCAACGGCGUCCACCGCGCAAGUGGAGACUGGGGACUACGGUCAGACUCUGUCCUAUUUCAUGGCGAUGACCCUGGAGGAGAAGAGCGAAGAUACCUCACAAACCAAUACGUCGUGUCAGGACACAGAGGAGAUGGACAACUACCACCAUGAGAUCAUGACCCAUUUGAAGGAAGAAGCAUCGGCGAUAGAGAACACACGGAGCGAUUACUCCAGCUUCGAGAACGUGUGGCUCGACCACAGUGAGUUUGACCACAUCAUCGAGAUCUACGACUUCCCGUCGGUGUUCAAAACCGAUGACCUGCUGGAUGCUUUCUCAGAGUACAGUGAAGGAGGUAUGAAGAUUAAAUGGGUGGAUAACACUCACGCUCUCGGCGUCUUUUCCAGUGCAUCAGCAGCACUGCAGGCUCUGUCCAUCAGACACCCGCUGCUGAAGACAAGAACGCUGUCUAAUGCCAGCAAAAAGGCCAAAGGCAAAGUAGCAAGACGUGCAGAGUUCCUGCAGCCGGUAAAAGAGCGUCCACGCACUGACACAGCGGUAGCACGCAGGAUGGUGACAAGAGCUCUGGGUCUAAGAGCGAAACGCUACUAAACAGCUACAGUAGGAUGUUUGCUCACCUGAUGAUGAUGGACCAGCAACCAUGUUUUAAUCACUCGCACGACAACACCCAGUUUUAUAAGUGUUUGUUUAAUUCCUGUUGUGUUAAAUCACUUGCUCUGACCUCUAGUCAAACAUUUCACUUCAGGCCAACAAUCAAACUUAUCGAAGCAUGAUAAUAUCUAGCCUUUUUAAUCCGUCUCCUUUUAAAUUAAUUGAUAUGCUCAGAUAAAAUGAAUUGCCACGAGAUCAAUCUGUUUACAAUACAUAUUGCUUCACAUUUCUUCUGUCUAUAUUGUAAGAGGUGAACUCGAACUGGUUAGAGUGUGGCUUUAUGGAAUAUAGCUGGAGUCCUGGAUUGCACAGUGUUUUGGAUUGUUAGCAUUAUUUACCUUCCUUUUCCUGUAACAAUGUACCAUUCUUUUGUUUCUAGAUGGUGUGAUGUGUGUAUUACGACUGUAUGUGUGAAUUUCCUGUUAAUACCCUAUUUUAUUUAUCGAAUUAAAUAUUUCUCUUUUUUUAAA